UAUAAAAACCAGGUCGAUGCAGAAACUCCUGUCUGUCUCUGUCUCCGUCUCUGUCUCUCUCUUCUCUCUCUGAUCUCGUUCAUUGAUGCAGAUUUGAUUUAACACGGAUACAAUACACAGAAACGUGUGUCAUUUUCGUCUGCAUUUGAUUCGGCGAUUGAUCUCAAGCUCCUUCAACCAUGAACGACCUUCUGUCGGGUUCAUUUGAGGUUCCUCGGAGCCAAGCUACAGGUGGAGAUAUUGAAAUGGGAACACACCGACCAAUGAAUUCAGGAGAGUUGGGCUUGGAUAACUUCUUUAAGAAGAUUCAAGACAUUGAGAAACAAUAUGACAAGCUGAAUAAGAUACUCAGAAUGCUCCAGGAUGCCCACGAGGAAUCAAAAGCUGUAACAAAGGCUAAUGCCAUGAAAGCAAUCAAGCAGAGAAUGGAGAAAGAUGCUGACGAAGCUGGAAAAAUUGCUCGUUCUAUAAAAUUAAAGAUUGAGGAGAUUGACAAAGAAAAUAUGUCUAACAGGCAGAAGCCUGGUUUUGGAAAAGGAUCAGCUGUAGACCGAUCAAGAACAACAACGACAGUUGCCUUGAAGAAGAAGUUUAAAGACAAAAUGUCGGAAUUUCAGACUCUAAGGGAAAGCAUCCACGAAGAGUACAAAGAGGUUGUUGAGAGGCGAGUUUAUACAGUAACGGGUACCAGAGCCGAUGAAGAGACAAUUGAUCGGUUAAUAGAGACUGGGGAUAGCGAACAGAUUUUCCAAAAAGCUAUUAGGGAACAAGGACGAGGCCAGAUAAUGGACACCCUAGCAGAAAUUCAAGAACGUCAUGAUGCAGUUAGAGAAGUGGAGAGGAAGCUUCUUGACUUGCAACAGAUAUUUAUGGAUAUGGCAGUGUUGGUUGAUGCACAAGGGGACAUGCUUGACAACAUAGAAUCACAGGUUUCAAGUGCAGUUGACCACGUCCAAUCUGGGAAUACAGCUCUCCAGAAGGCAAAGAAGUUGCAAAGAAACUCUAGAAAAUGGAUGUGUUUUGCCAUUCUCAUCCUUCUUAUCAUUGUGGUAAUCAUUGUGGUGGGUGUUCUCAAGCCAUGGAGCAGCAAGAAUGGUGCCUAAAUGCUUCACCAUCUUUCUUAAUGUAUAAAUAUAAAUACUGAUUGAAUUGUUGUUGAUCAAUUAGUUAAUAUAUUGUUUCAUCUCUUUAGUAGUAGUGUGCCAUUUUGUAUUUGGAGAGUACAUGUCAUUCUACUUGACAAAAAGUAGGCAUGUAUAAUUCCCCUGUAGAUGUAAUAAAGGAGAUUUCUUGUGAACCAUUCGUGUUCUUGUUCCACGCAAAGUGUCUCACAAAUUCUCCAUUUCAUGUAACACGAUUAAGCAAGUAUAUAUGCUCUCGAUUGAAGGACAAAUUGGAAGUGCCAUCUGAAGGCCUUGUACUGGUUUGCCAGACACCCAUUAAUGUUACAACCUGCAUUUACUAGUCAGGCAACCCUAUUGGACACCCAGAAUUUUUUGACAUUUUUAUUAACACUAUGUAUCGAUGCAUUGUACGAU
This is a messenger RNA of Diospyros lotus (date-plum), 1538 nucleotides long. RefSeq names its product syntaxin-132-like. Gene Ontology annotation, biological process: vesicle fusion; intracellular protein transport; exocytosis. Gene Ontology annotation, cellular component: endomembrane system; SNARE complex; plasma membrane. The coding region runs from base 180 to 1103 and encodes 307 amino acids. NCBI's taxonomy places the organism in Eukaryota, Viridiplantae, Streptophyta, Magnoliopsida, Ericales, Ebenaceae. Gene Ontology annotation, molecular function: SNARE binding; SNAP receptor activity. The record is from RefSeq and is a predicted model, not a curated record. The transcript is spliced from 13 exons.